AUGGCAACUCCAUCUUCUCCUCGAAUCGCUGGAAUUGAGGGUACCUUCACCCCUGCAACUGCACAAGCGUUUAUAGAAUAUGUUCAGUCACGCCUUGGACAAUUUGAAACGCGCAUGUCUGAACACGAUACUCUAUUUCAACAACUUACGCAACUAAAAACUGAAAAUGCCGAAUUAAAAAAACAAAAUGACGAUUUGCGACGUGAGAUGUCUGAAUUGCGAUCGCAAUUAACCCAUCAAGGUGGACAUCUGCAAACUUCAGUUGAUCCCACUGCUCCUACUGUCUCUUCUGAUGAGUUCGUUCGUCCCCUUGUGGUUGGUCCUUUGGCCAAGUUCUUUGUUGAGCAAGGCUGGUUUUCGCAAGAAGAUGUUCAGCAAGCCCUUCGUGUUGCUCGUCGCCGCCUUAAGGAAAUCAAUGCUGUCCAAGCGGCUUUUGCCUUCCGUGGUAUUGAUACUGCAUCCGAGAGUGAUAGCUCUGUGGAUGCUGACAAAAGAACAGGCAAUUUUUGUAUGUUUUUAUCUGGUUUAUAG
Messenger RNA from Mycotypha africana, 531 nucleotides. RefSeq lists its product as uncharacterized. The transcript has 3 exons. The coding region runs from base 1 to 531 and encodes 176 amino acids. NCBI's taxonomy places the organism in Eukaryota, Fungi, Mucoromycota, Mucoromycetes, Mucorales, Mycotyphaceae. The record is from RefSeq and is a predicted model, not a curated record.